Messenger RNA from Cutaneotrichosporon cavernicola, 1362 nucleotides. RefSeq lists its product as uncharacterized. The transcript is spliced from 6 exons. Bases 1 to 1362 code for a protein of 453 amino acids. The record is from RefSeq and is a predicted model, not a curated record. Gene Ontology annotation, molecular function: protein-lysine N-methyltransferase activity. Gene Ontology annotation, biological process: peptidyl-lysine monomethylation. NCBI's taxonomy places the organism in Eukaryota, Fungi, Basidiomycota, Tremellomycetes, Trichosporonales, Trichosporonaceae.
AUGAGCAAGCUCGAGGCCGCGCAGCGCAUGCUCACCUGGCUCGUCCAGGAGGGCGGAUACGUGCACCCUAACGCCGAGGUUCGGGACGACGCAUCAAGUGGGUUGGGACUGUACGCGACCGCGGAUAUUGGAGAGGAGCGCCUCAUCUCGUGUCCCUUCAGCGUGGCCAUUACGCCUACCCUCGCGGCGGAUGCUAUCACAAAGGUGUGCGGAGUCAAGGAUGAGGACUUUGUACAUGACGGCGAGCGAUGGUCUGAGCGCAUGCUGGCCGCCGCCUACGUUGGCCUGCACCAGCUCUAUACGGCAGAGGAAUGGCCCGAGGCGCUCAAGCACCGUCCCUACGUGGAGACGCUUCCAACACCGUCAACGCCGCAUACCUGGACCGAGGCGGAGCGGGGUCUGCUCAAGGGCACGAACCUCGCCGGCGCGGUGGAGAAGCAGGAACGUGAAUGGCGCGCUGAAGCUGAGACGCUUCGUACCGUCCUCAAGGAAGAAGGCUUUACUUGGGAGCGCUAUGCGACUCUGAACGCGGCGGUGUCGUCGCGCGCGUUCCCCAGCGCCCUCCUUCGCCUUCCGGAUGGCUCGGCGACGUCUGGCGAAAAGGUCGAGGAGAGCUACCCCGUCCUCCUCCCUGGUCUUGACCUGCUCAACCAUAAGCGCGGACAGGCGAUCACGUGGCUCUCGUCCAAGAUCCCAUCGUCCAAGGGUGACAUUGAGGCCAUCUCCUUCAUCAGUCCCGGUCAGGAGGCCGGCGAGGUAUUGAACAACUACGGAGCGAGGGGGAACGAGGCACUCCUCCUCGGUUACGGGUUUGUCAUCCCCUCAAACCAGGACGAUACGCUUGUGCUCCAGCUCGGGGGCAUGAGUGAUGAGAUCGUGGCUGCUUUAGAGAAGCAGGGCCUCGAGGCUGGCAAGCGGUUUGAGGUCGGUCGCGAUGGCGUGCUGCCGCAGGAGCUUGUUCGGACCGUGCGGGUUAUGAUGGCCGAUAGCGGGUGCUCUUGCUGUGGUGGUGGUGACGACCACGACCACGAUGACGAUGAUGGCCACGACCACGGGCAUAACCACGGGCAUGAUGACGAGGAUGACGACGAGGACGAGCACGCCGCACACGAGAAGGAGGUCAACGAGCUCGAGCUCGAGCUCGACGUCCUCGGCAUGCUUGGCAACAUGCUCGAUGACAAGCUGGUCCGCCUCGAGGACGUGCCCGAGGCCGAGGCACGCCCCGAGAUCGCCGAGAUGGCCUCGACCUACCGCCAAGGCCAGAUCGACAUUGUAUCCGCUGCCCUCGAGCAGCUCACCGAGCGUGUCGAUCGCGUCGAGAUGCUCCUAGCCGACGGUCCCGAGUGCCCGUGCGGCUGUUAA